This is a messenger RNA of Rotaria socialis, 1407 nucleotides long. NCBI's taxonomy places the organism in Eukaryota, Metazoa, Rotifera, Eurotatoria, Philodinida, Philodinidae. The record is from the annotation of a GenBank genome assembly.
AUGACUUGUAAUGAUAAAUCUCGUCCAUCAUUAGAAUUAACAACGAUUGAUAUCAUUUCCAGUUCGCUACGAAAAAUUUCUUCUGUAACAUCAUCUCAUCAUCAAAUAAAUCACAAUAGAAACUCAAUCAAAAAUAGGGCAAUGGUUUAUAUCAAUUGCCGAAUAGAAAAUCGAAAAAACUUGCAUAAUCGUUUACGUGUAGUAAGUAAUGUGAUGUGUUUUCUUGGUGUUUUGGGUAUUGUUCUGAUGAUUAUCAGCAAUGAAAUUAAUUUUGCCAUUGGUAAUGAUGAAGAUAUUUUUGUAAGUUGGCUUAUUAAAUUAGUGAUUUCCAUGUCAACCAUAAUUUUACUUGGCCUCAUAUUUUACUAUCAUCAAUUAGAUUUAAAGCUCUAUUGUAUUACAAAUUUAUUUGAGCAUUGGUGUAUUGGAUUAACAGGCACAAGAAUAUUUUUUAUUACAAUUGAAUUAUUAGUCUGUGCUAUUCAUCCGAUUCCUCGUUAUUUGCAUUCUAAGUUGAGUUUAAACUCAACAAUCGCUCAUUCAUUAUCUAUUUCUUACACGUCUAUUAAUGUUGCACUUAGUCUAACAAUGUUCCUCCGGUUGUAUUUAGUAUGUCGUUUUAUGAAGUUUCAUUCAUAUUUAGCGCAUAAUGCUUCAUCACAAUCACUUAGCUAUCUUAGUCAAGUUUCCAUAGACUUUUUCUUUAUCAUAAAAACAUAUGUUGAACAAUGGCCAGCACGUUGUUUAAUUAUAUUUUGCACGAUUGUUGUUUUUGUUGGUAGUUGGUCUCUACGUGCAUGUGACUAUCUACCUACGGGUGAACAUGCAUCGAUGUUGGAUUCCAUAUGGCUAUUUAUGGCUACAUUUACUACUGUUGGAUAUGGAGAUGUCACACCGACAAGUUACUGUGGUCGAAGUGUUACUGUGAUCGGUGCGCUGGUUGGUACUUUUGCUACUGCACUUCUGAUUUCUGUUCUUGCUCAAACGUUUGUCUUAACUCGUUGGGAAAAAUAUGUUUACAGUUUCGUAUUAAAUACUGAAGUAGCUAAAAAACGAAAGAUUCAAGCAGCGAACGUUAUUAAAUUUGCUGUCAAAGUUUGGUAUUUAAGACGAAAAAACAAAGCACAAUCAUUUCGAUUUAUUAAAGCACAAUGGGUUUUAUUUCAAUCGAUUCAUGCUAUUCAAAAAUUAAAACGUGAACAACGAAAUUUAACCGAUAGUUUUUGUACUCUACCUGACUUAUUAAUUUUACAGCGCGAUUCAAAUAGAACAACGGAAAAACUCGUACAACACACGAAUAAAAUGAAAAUUAUCAUGGAUAAAAUCGAUGAAAAAUUCACUUCUAUGGAUCAGACGAUGAAUAAUAUACAGAGUACAAUCAAUAGUUUGUUGGAUAGAGUACACUGA